CACUCUACAGUCACGUGACCGGUAUUGUGCCAGUAAAAUACGUUAUAAGUUUGAAGUUUCGUUUCAUUCGACCAUCUAAAGAAAAAGCUGCAAGGUCUACUAAGGAGGAAAAUUACGGUAAAUCGACCUUAUUCGAAGCGCAGAAUGGUUUUAAAUACACCAGAGGGAUUAAAACCUGGCAUUUCUCGAGCAAGACAACUGGCAGAAAGCGAUGACAUUGCAAGCAGUCUGGUAGUCGAUUCGGUUCUUGGGUUUACGACACACAAAAUGGCUGCCAGGUUCCGACCGCUCAAAAUCGAUGCCACAGUAGUCAAAAGGGCUUUGCUGAGAUUUCUAAACGAUGGGGACGUCGAUAAAGCAUACGACGAAAUAGUUUUCAAUGCUGGCGAUUGGGGACGCUGUUACUUCUUGAACAAAUCGAAGAAUCAAAUUGCUGCAUUCAAAGACCAUAUGCUAAGAUACAUUGGGAUCUUUCAUCGAGAUGCAGGCUUCAAGAUACACAAGUGUAACCGCUAUUCUGGCGAGUCUAAUGGUGCCAAAGUUGUGUCAACUGGCCACUGGGCUAAGGGUGACAAGCUACCAAACUUGUGUGGCUGCAUUGCAGAGAUGUCAGAAGAAGAAGAGAAGGCUUUAUUACGGGCAGGAGAAAAUGAUUUCAGCAUCAUGUUUUCCACCAGAAAGAAUCUAUCACAGUUAUGGCUAGGCCCUGCUGCUUAUAUCAACCAUGAUUGCAGGCCAAACUGUAAGUUUGUGUCAACUGGCCGGGAUACAGCUUGUGUGAAGGUGUUGAGAGACCUGGAAGUGGGCGAUGAGAUUACAUGCUUCUACGGAGAAGAUUUCUUUGGAGAUGAUAACUGCAACUGUGAAUGUGUAACUUGUGAAAGGCGAGGUGAAGGCACUUUCAAAUCUAAGCAAAAGGAAAAUGUGAAGAAACAGAAAUACUCCUUACGUGAGACAGACAAAAGGCUCAAGCGACUCAACAUCAUGAAGGAAUCAUUUAUGGAUUAUGAGGACAACCUUGAUUCACCCAGUCUGCCCUCGCAUCUGGAGUUGCUUACACCUCAACUUCUACUCACGUCACCCAAGCACCACAACAAUCUGCUUGACCUAGAAAACCUCCAGAUCAGUGCAUCUGUAGAGUGUGAGAGUUCUGUGGAUGAGGUAAUUGACCAUGGUGUUGCCUGGCCUGCUGGUUACACACCAGGUAAUACCAGGAAAUCUGGACUUAAAAAAAGAGACUCUGUUAGCUGCAUCUCGAAUCUCAAAACGAGACAACUCAAAAGGAAAAAGCAUGUUGCAAGAAUUUCAGCACCUAAACGCCGCCGUUCUUCAAGACAAAGUUCUUCGUCAGAGACUUUUGAGAUGCCUGAUGAAGGGGCAAAUGUUAAUCCCUGUCACACUUUAGAAUAUACAGAAUCUCUGCUAGGUGCUUCUGGGCAGAACACUUCAAUUUAUCACUGUGAAUCAAAUGGACUUAGUGUGAAUAUUCCUCUGGUUGACUUUUCCACAUCAAUCCUAAGUAGCAACUCUAAAUAGAAACCUCUUUUUUCGUUAAUCAUAGAAAGUCUCACUUUAGUUAAGUCCUUUUCUUUUACUUAUACUGUAUUUACCAAAUAUUCUAACUUAUUAAGCUCACCUUUCACUAUUAAAGUAAACAGAAACAGAGAAGUAUGCUGGGACUUGAGAGCUUGCCAAAGCUUGGACAGAAGACGAGGAAAAGAGAACUGUUCUGUUCCUUUCUUCUUGACUUGGAUUUGAUCCCCAUUGAUUGCCACUUGCAAAGUAAGCAAAUCAUCACAGAAAGCAUAACUUUAUCGGCUUCUCCCAUCAUUUCCAUUUUCCUUUUCUGUUUCUGCUUCCUUCACUAGUAAAGAUCUUGCAGGAUUUUAUUAAGUAUGUCUAUUAUUGUCAGACAUAGGAUUUGAUCCUCUAGCUGUCAAACAAAAUAACAAAAAUGUAAAAAAAAAAGACAAAUUAAUCACAAGCUAAGGGCUGAUAUUGAGAGGCAAACCUCUGUUAUGUCUGGUGAGGCCUUGGUAAUGGCAAACUCAUUGUGUGACUACCUGCACUUUGCAGCUAUUACAGAUUAUCCUUGUAUUGUGAGGUCUUUAAUGAGAAUUCUUUGAAGAACUGAUAUCUCACCAAAUGUGGUCUCUUGUGACCAAUAGAAUUGUGCAACAGCUCACAAUGGCUGCAAGGAGAUUGGCACACAGUCAUGAUUGAUGCUUGCCUUCUACCUCCCCAUAAAUAGUUUUCUAGCUAAAGGUAUGGUAAAUAAAAGCAACAUUGUCCAACUUGUCUCACAAAAAAAAUUGCAAGCUGAAAAUGUUUGUUGCAGAAAGUAGGUUAUUCUACUUUUUGCAACAAAACUUGUGAAUGUUGCACCUAUUACUACAAUGAAUCAGCUUGUCUCACAGCAAAUUGAUGUCAACACACCUCAGGCUGCAACUCUGAGGCUUGUGAUUGGUUACUGCUCGUAUUACCUCACCCUGUUAUAUGUAGAAACAGUAACAUGGGAAAAGUCACAUUUUAUUGUUAAGUGUUAUCGUCUUCCAUAGUAGUGUAGAAGGAAAACCAAACCAGGCAACAACAAUUAUAGUAAUUAUGAGAAAUUGUUGUGUGCUGGCUUAAGGACCCCAUGAUAAGUGUAGCUUUAUGUCUUCUUAAUUGAAUCACUAAAGAAGUUAAUAUUU
Molecule: messenger RNA, 2693 nt
Organism: Nematostella vectensis (starlet sea anemone)
Lineage: Eukaryota; Metazoa; Cnidaria; Anthozoa; Actiniaria; Edwardsiidae
Product: histone-lysine N-methyltransferase KMT5B
Exons: 7
Coding region: 145-1536 (463 amino acids)
Cellular component (GO): nucleus
Molecular function (GO): histone H4K20 methyltransferase activity; protein binding
Source: RefSeq, a predicted model, not a curated record